UUAUAUCUCCUGCGGUGGCAAAUUCUCGCCUUUAUCAGCAACUUUUUACUCAUAAUUGAGAAUGCAGAAACGCAUAAAAUUUCGAUAGGGAACGUGUAUUUGGGAUCAUCCUUAAAUCAUGGAGGACAGCGAUAGGCGAGAAGAAAAUAACCAAGUGACAGAAGAUGCAAAGGAGCAAGAAAAGAGCUCUGACGAUCAGUACCAACCGAUAUCGCGAUCCGAUCGUAGAUCCAAGGAAGGAUCAGAGAAAAGAAGAGUAUCUCGCUCGCGAUCGAGAUCACGAAGCAAGCCUCCGCGCCGAAGGAAACGGACGAGUGCGAACGCUUAUCUGAACUUCAUGCAAGAUUUCAAGCAGGAUUAUGAAAAGUUGAAGAGUCAAGAUCUGUUUCGGCUCGGGGGACAAAAGUGGCGGCGAAUGUCGUCCGCGGAAAAGAAGCCGUACGUGGAGGCGGCUAAUCAAGUGAAGCAACAAACUCAACAAAACGGCAAAAAUGAACGGCAAAAUAAGUCAGUUGUCAGCGACCCUUCGAAGAAACCCGAUGAUCAAAAAGACCAGAAAAGGAAGGAUCAGGAGAGAAAGCGUUCUAAAAGCAGGACGGACGAUUCUUACACGGAUACAGAUUCAAUGACCUCCGAAACGGACGCGACUAGCGAGGACGUUUCGGAUUUGAGCUCUUAAACGCGACGAGUUGAUGAAUUCGGACCAAUACACAGCAGCAACAUCGAGAAUCCACAUAUAAGCUAGCCAUUUUAAUUCAUAGUCGCGUGAUUUACAAUUAAUUCUCGGUCAUAUUGAGAUUCACAUCUUGGAAUUCGAAUAAAGUUUAAGGUCUCAUCAAUAUUCUAUGUACAACAAUAUGUAUCAUUCUAGGCGCACUUUCCGUACACUGUCUCGCACCUCUCUCUUUCUCUCUCUCUCCCUCUCUCUCUCUCUCUC
Messenger RNA from Harpegnathos saltator (Jerdon's jumping ant), 937 nucleotides. Its product is annotated as non-histone chromosomal protein 6. The record is from RefSeq and is a predicted model, not a curated record. Bases 119 to 679 code for a protein of 186 amino acids. Lineage: Eukaryota; Metazoa; Arthropoda; Insecta; Hymenoptera; Formicidae. The transcript is spliced from 4 exons.